Messenger RNA from Danio aesculapii, 3912 nucleotides. It is a transcript of the gene mc5ra, whose product is annotated as melanocortin 5a receptor. The record is from RefSeq and is a predicted model, not a curated record. Gene Ontology annotation, biological process: G protein-coupled receptor signaling pathway. Bases 240 to 1226 code for a protein of 328 amino acids. Gene Ontology annotation, cellular component: membrane. The transcript has 2 exons. Gene Ontology annotation, molecular function: melanocortin receptor activity. Lineage: Eukaryota; Metazoa; Chordata; Actinopteri; Cypriniformes; Danionidae.
GGUGGAGCUGUCGCUGUUCCCGAUCCUAUAUGCAUCUGAUGCAGCAGAGACCCCGCUCUUCAUGGAGAUCUUCAAACACCCGCCUCCAGCGAGAAUAAACGCUUCUGGACUGAAGGAAACACACUCUUUAAGAUUCAAUACAGACAACUCCUGCUCCAAACAAGUUAAAGAUGACCCACCCACCAAACCAGUGACUUCCAGAAAAGCCUACAGCAUUCCCAUUCAACACCUCAUCCACAAUGAACAUUUCUGAGACCACCCUGCCCUUCUGGGGCAUGCAUAGCAACUCCAGUCCUGCUUCAUACAUCCUGAACGCCACUGAGACCCCAUCCCACAACAAGCCGAAAGCAUGCGAGCAGCUCAAUAUCGCCACCGAGGUGUUCCUCAUCCUUGGCAUCGUCAGUCUACUGGAAAACAUCCUGGUCAUCUGCGCCAUAGUAAAAAACAAAAACCUACACUCGCCCAUGUAUUUCUUCGUCUGUAGCCUGGCAGUAGCCGACAUGUUGGUGAGCGUCUCCAAUGCAUGGGAAACCAUAGUCAUCUACCUGCUCACCAAUCGCCAACUAGUGGUGGAGGACCAUUUCAUCAGACAGAUGGACAACGUGUUUGACUCCAUGAUUUGCAUCUCUGUGGUGGCGUCCAUGUGUAGUCUUCUUGCUAUAGCUGUCGAUCGUUAUGUCACAAUUUUUUACGCUUUGCGAUACCACAACAUCAUGACGGUGCGUCGAGCUGCACUAAUCAUCGGAGGGAUUUGGACCUUCUGUACUGGAUGUGGAAUCGUCUUCAUAAUCUACUCCGACAACACAUCCGUCAUUGUGUGUUUGGUCUCCAUGUUCUUCAUCAUGCUAGCGCUCAUGGCCUCCCUUUACAGCCACAUGUUCAUGCUGGCACGUUCUCACGUCAAACGCAUCGCCGCUCUGCCAGGCUACAACUCCAUCCACCAGAGAGCCAGCAUGAAAGCAGCCGUCACCCUGACUAUCCUUCUGGGAAUCUUCAUCGUCUGCUGGGCUCCAUUUUUCCUCCAUCUCAUCCUUAUGAUUUCCUGUCCCAGAAACCUUUAUUGCAUGUGCUUCAUGUCUCACUUCAACAUGUACCUCAUUCUUAUCAUGUGCAAUUCCGUCAUCGACCCACUCAUUUACGCUUUCCGGAGUCAGGAAAUGCGGAAAACGCUCAAGGAAAUCAUCUGCUGCUAUAGUCUAAGAAACGUCUUUGGAAUGUCUAGGUAACGACAGAUCUAAGAAAUAACUGGAUUAUCAUUUCAAAUCUUUCCAUUUUAAAAUCCCUCUUGAUUUAGAUGGAUACGAUGUGUGGAUUGUAUGCAUGUAUGGAUGGAUUUAGAUGGAUAGGAACUCAUACAACGUAAAAACAUGAUCCUCUGGCAGGCAAAUUCUAAAACUUGGAACUCUUCAAUGGACAAAGACGCAGUAUAUUGCAUAAUGAUGAGACAUUUGCCGUAGAAUUAAGGAGGCCUUAGUACUCAUUGAACGUUAUAAUCUUUGACAGACAAUGUGAUUUAAUAUCACAAUCUCCAGGGAAACGGAAGAGCUGUUGAUCAAAGCCUGUGGGGAAAUCAAGUGCAAUCAUUCUCAAAUUAACUGUGCAAAGCACAGCCUGUCAUUGACAUUUAUGUUGUAUGGGUGAACUGAAACUGUAAUAUAGCAUGCAAUUUGCACUGCUGCAUGUACUGUGUGGAUGGCAAAGAAAGAACAAGACCCUCCCAAGAUGAAAUUCAAAGACAAACCAUUGCUAGACUGCAAUCUAUUUAAAAAGGCAUCAUUUACACACGCAUUACAAGACUGAAAGAUAAAGUACAAUGCGCACUGGUACAAAAUAAAGAGACAGAGUGACAGUGACAUGCGUUCACUGUCAUGCUCUUCACUAAAGGUGUGAGAAAAUGGCAGCAAUUCACUGCAUUUUCCAAAGUCUUUAAAGACAUAAUAGGUUUGUAAUAGAUAGAAACCUUCCAAGUAUGCCUGUCUAACAAUCUGUGGAUGUCUAUGUAGCUGCAUAUAGAAAGUAAAAAGUAUAUAUUAUGACUAUAUAUGAUAAGUUAUGCUGUGCCACCACCAGAAUAAAAAGCAGAUAUAAAUAUUGCUCACUUGUUCUCACAACAAACAAUGUUACACAUGUGGGAAAUUGGUGUAUUAUAAAAGCACGAAUAUGUACUUGAAAUAAUGAGUUUUUCUUGUUUGCUGUAACUACCACUGAACCUUAAAAUGUAAAGAGAUUAAGUUCUGUUGCUUUUUAAUGUAAAGUAUGUGCAUUUUUCAGGUGGAAAAUCAAUGGUCUGUUUGCUGCUUACAGUCUACAGUCACUGGAUAAGUAAAACUGUACUGAAAUUAUGGAGGUGAAAGCAAGUGUUUUGUUGGUUGUUGUUGCAUCGAGCCUGCCACUCUAUAACAAUUACAGUCAAGACAAACAAUUGCUAGAAAUAAAAUAAGGAUUAUAUAAAUAAUUACAUUGAUUAACCAAUAUUAAUUUACUUCAAACCACAUUUGUUUACAACCAAUUAAUAUUGAUUGGAUGCAAUUAUAUUGAUGUGUUCAGGAAGCUGGGGCUUGUUUUCAUACUGUACCUUUUGGUCACACUUUAUUUUGAUGGUCCGUUUGUUGAAUUUAAGUUACAUUGCAUUUACAUGCCAACUAAUUCUCAUUAGAUUAUAAGUAGACUGUUGUGUAAGUUGACGUACUUGCAAAGUUUCUUAUAGUCAGUUAAAUGUCUGUUGAAGGAGCAGUAUCAACAGAUAUUAAGCAGACAGUCUACUAAAACUCAAAUGGACCAUCAAAAUAAAGUGUUACCAAACUUUUUUCCAAGUUAAUAUUAAUAUUUUUACAUUCUUAAAAUUUACAUAAUAUUUUAUACAUUCUUAUUUAUGAAACAUUACAUUUUUAAUUAAUGAAACAUAAAAUAAUUACAAAUAUACAACUUCAUAACAUACAAACACCACAAUUUAUCCUAAUAAAAUAUCUAUAUCAUAUAAAAAUACAUUUAACUUUGGAUUUCGCAAUUGGGGAGAUAAUUACCCAUUGCAAAAUCAAGCCACAUUUUCCCAUUUGGUAGAAAUUGGUAGAAAAAAACAGUUUACAAAAUGAAUGUACUUCAAAUUUCAUAUGUAAAUCUGUUCAUGCUAUGUAAAUUUUAUGAAAUGUUUAAUAUAUUUAUAUAUAUAUAUAUAUAUUAUUUAUAUAUAUAUAGUCGGGUAUGUACAGUUGAGUAAACAUUCUUGUUUUGUUGAGUCAGAAUUUAAAAGUGUAAUGUUAUGUCUCUUGUUAUUGCUCAGACUGUAUAAAAAUGUUUCAUUUAGUAGUUCAUUGAUUAUUCCCCAAUUAUUUUUAAUUUUCCCCAUUUCAUUUGGAUUCAAAUGUUAAGUUCAAAUCACUGUGCAAGCAUUGAAGUAUUAUUUCAACCCUCCUUAAAUGGGCUUAUGAUCAUAGGAUGUGCCUUCAUUUGAAUGCAGUCAGAAUGACCUACAGGUUGUCUGAUCUGUUCUCUCGCUCUCUCAGAGGCGCAUUAACUGCUCCUGUGCUCAGGUCUGCUGGCUCUCCACGAAGAAUCGAUGACAAUCGGUCUCUAAACCCCCUUGCUGUUUCAGACAAAACCCAUGUGUAUCCCAUUCCUCACUAAAUAAUUUGCUCUGGAGUGGUUUCACAUUCAUAGAUCAUAAUUAGACAACCAUUAUUAAAAACAAGAAGAAGAAUCUAAACAUCCAAAGUGCCACUCACAGCAGAAAAAAAGACUUGUUUUUUUUUCAUUCUUGUGUUAAGUGAAACAGCUGGUAAGUAAUUUGGAUUUGAGUGAACAGCGGUUAUGCUCCUCACACUGUGAUAAAUGCUUUGUGCAUCUGUGUUAUGCUGUGCAAUCUCUUACCUUCAUGUAUUUGCCUGCAUGUGUAAUUAAAAUAUAAUAAACCUC